GGUAGCUGCUCCGCUCCGCUCCUCUCUACACUACAGCAACGAGACCGGAGCAGGGCUGUGGGUGGUGGUGGGGGGGGACAGACAGUCAGAGAGACAGACAGUGUGCAGCAGGACGCGCUGUGGACUCUGUGAUGUGCAGUAAAUGGGGAUUAAACCGCUCAGACAGCAGCAGUAGUAGCUAGUGGAGAGAGUAGGGGGAGCUCCGCGCCGCGCUGCGCCGCCGCCGCCGCCGCCGCCGCAUGUGCUCGUCCGUGUGCGCCUUGGAAAAAGAAAAAACUUGCACCGAACCCGUCCGUCCGUCCCUGGGAGACAAAAACAACCAAAAGAAAGAAAGAAGAGGAAAACUAACAAUAGGCUGCAGCCGCAAACUAAAAACCUUGAAGCUCCGGGACUCGCAGCCCCAAACCUCCCCUCUCACAUGCCUGCGUUGAUGUGGGAGAGAGGGAGGGGAGCGGAGCCGGGGAAUGUUUGAAUCACCUCUGUAAAACUUAGCAGAAAUAUAAGAGAGAUUUAAAACCAAUUAUUUAAAAAAAGAAAGAAAGAAAGAAAGGUUUUUUUUGUUUUGUUUUUUGGGAGAGGAAUUUAAGUUGCUUUAUAACCGGGGUGUCAUGGAGAGCCAAGCGAUCGGAGAGCACCAGAGCUGCGAGGACGUGCGGAAGAGCGGCUACCUCCGCAAGCAGAAGUCCAUGCACCGGCGGUACUUCGUGCUCCGCGCCGCCUCGGAGCGCGGCCCGGCCCGCCUGGAGUACUACGAGAGCGAGAAGAAAUUCCGCGGCAAGGCCCCCGUCCCGAAGAAAGCCGUGGCUCUGGAGACGUGCUUCAACAUCAACAAGCGCGCCGACUCCAAGAACAAGCACAUGAUCGUGCUCUACACCCGGGCCGAGAGUUUCGCCAUCGCCGCGGACAACGAGGGGGACCAGGACGAGUGGUACCAGGCCAUGGUGGACCUGCAGUGCAAAAGUAAGAACCCCACUGACAGCGAGGCAGCAGGGGACUAUGGAGUUCCCGCUCCUGGGCCUGCAUUCAAAGAGGUGUGGCAGGUGAAGGUGUGGCCCAAAGGCCUGGGUCAAGCCAAGAACUUGGUGGGCAUCUACCGCCUUUGCCUGACUGACAAGACGGUGAACUUUGUCAAGCUCAACUCUGAUGCUGCUGCUGUGGUACUGCAGUUGAUGAAUGUCCGACGAUGCGGCCAUUCAGAAAACUUCUUCUUCGUUGAGGUUGGACGCUCUGCCGUGACAGGCCCGGGCGAGUUCUGGAUGCAGGUGGAUGAUUCAGUGGUGGCCCAGAACAUGCAUGAAACCUUGCUAGAGGCUAUGAAGGCACUGAGUGAGGAGUUCCGCCAACGCAGCAAGUCUCAGUCGAACUCCGGCCCCGGAGGAGGUGCCACUGCUUCAAACCCUAUCAGUGUUCCCUCACGGCGCCACCACCCAAACCCUCCACCCAGCCAGGUGGGCUUCACCCGCCGGCCUCGAACUGAGCCUCCAGGAGGAGCUAACGGUGGAGCAGGGGUCAGCAGUGCCAGUGCCUCUCCCACCCCACGCCAUAGCUUCCCCAGGUCUCGCACUGCCAGUGAUGGGGGGAAAGGUGAUGACGGGAUGUCUGGAACCACACCGCUCCAAGGGCCAAGCUCCAGCCCCUCUACCAAUGGGUCCUGCUCCACCACCCCAAUCCUCAGGUCGAAAUCAGCCCGCUCAGCCCCCACCUCAGCUGCUAAAACUCCUCUUGGGUUGAUGCGAUCCAUCUCGACCCCAGCGCCCUCCCCAGCCCCAAGCCUCUCCUCUAGCUCUGGACAUGGCUCUGAAUUUGGAGGUGUAACAUCCUCUGCUGGUGCUGGUCCGUCAGGUGCUUACAGUCGUGUCCCUUCCCAUCGCGCAUCUGUUUCAGGCUCACCCAGUGACUAUGGCUCCUCAGAUGAAUAUGGUUCUAGUCCUGGGGAUCACACGCUCCUACCCUCCCCGAGCCUCCCUGGAAGCUCUGUUGGUAGUGUUGGCAGCCAGUCCCUUGGUGAGGAGGGAGCCAACUAUAUCUUAAUGGGCCAACGUAGUGGUGGUGGUGGCGGUAGCAGUAGUAAUCAAGGGAGCUUAACAAACAGCUCGCUGCCAGCACCAGGAACACCAGCCUGUGGCUCCCAGCCCCAGACCAGGAGAGUGCUCCGGCGCUCCUCCAGCCGCGAAUGUGAAGCUGAACGUAGGCUGCUGAGCAAGCGGGCUUCAUUACCUCCAAUGGCCUUGGAGAGGCUGGCCCCACGUCAGCGCAGAGCUGAGGAACCAGCAGAUGAAGAUUCAGCGGAUUAUGCCAUCAUGUCGAGGAGCACCAGCCGAGAGUCCUUUACUUCCACCUCCUCUUCCACACAGAGGGAAUCUGUAAUGGGUUCUGGGUCAGCAGGGGGAGGGUACUUGGAUGUAGCGGGUGAGUUCAAAAGUGAAGGGGGUGGAGGAGCAAGUGGUAGUAUAGAUUUAGGUGUGGACAAUGGGUACAUGUCCAUGCUGCCUGGUGUCACUCAGCCUCCAGUAUCCCUGUCCCAAUCAUUGGCUGUCUCUGUUCCAGACUCAGAUUCCAAACCUGCUGAUGAUUAUAUGGCCAUGACCCCUAACAACAGUGUGUCCCCUCCACAGCAGAUCAGGCCUCCACCAACAUCUGAUGGCUAUAUGAUAAUGUCUCCCAAUAGCAGCUGCUCCCCUGACCAGCGUGGUGGUCUCUCUGGAGGCGCUUGGGUGGACAGUGGUAGUGCAGACAGUAGGGCAGGCAGUGACUAUAUGAACAUGUCUCCAAUCAGUGCACGUUCUGUAAAUGGAAGCCCCCCACCUCCUGAGCACACUGGCCAUUUGGAGACCAGUUCUCAACAGCAAGCUCCCAAGAUGGUAUAUUCUUACUAUUCACUUCCCCGGUCAUACAAACACAACCCCUCUGCUGGACACUUUGAUGAUGGGCCUGGACGAGGCAGAAGGCCCAAUGGCGGUUGUAGUAGAGGAAUGGGAGGAGGCAGGACUAUGGGGGGGCGUCAAGAGCAACCAGCAGCAAGCAAUUCAAUGGUUGGAAGACACCUCUCACUCUCCUCUUCCUCAUACUCCUCCAGCUCAGCCAGCAGCGAGAGCCUUGGAGAGAACGAGGACCGACCUACUCAGUCGGUGAGCACCAUGGCAGGGGGAGCUCAAUCCAAAGAUGGGAGUAAGCUACAGCAGAGACGGAGUUCAGGUGGAUUGUCCAAGCAGGGUAGCCACACCAGAAGCAGACCAGUGAGCCUGUUUGUUGAUGUAUCCAAGGCAAACACCCUUCCUAGAGUCCGUGAGAACCCGCUGCCCCCAGAACCUAAGAGCCCUGGGGAGUACGUAAGCAUUGAGUUUAAGGGGGAGAAGAGCAGUCAGACUGGGGUUGGAGGAGGGCGCGGCAGGGGUCUCAGGCAUGGCUUAUCAUUGCCUCAUGGCUCAAGCAACAAGCAUCCUCAACACAGGCCCACGUCUUGCUUAGGGAACUUCCUCCCCCUAUCCCGUAGCCCCUCUGCCCCCAUCACUCCCCCAGCUGCCUCUGAGUAUGUCAACAUGGACUUGGGCCCUUCUCCAUCCCCCUCACCCCUUACUCCACUAGUUUUCCCUACUUUCCACACCCCUCCCACACCUCCAACUCUCGCUCAUGCCCCAAAAGCCUGUGAGGAGGGUACUACUAGACCUGGUGAAGAGGGGGCCGAAGUAGCACAGGCCCCACUUAGGAAAAACAGAGAAAGUGUUCCAUCAGUGUCCCCAACAUCCUGUGGAGACUACACAGAGAUGGCUUUCAGCCUGAAUAGUAACACUGUCCCUAGGUCAUCCUCCAGUGUCUCCCCCAAAGCCCCUUCCCCCACCAGGACUGAUCCUACUGUUCCAGUGCUAUCACGGGGUCUAGACUUCCCCCUAGCCAAACCAGGACCCAACCCGGACCAUGGUGCAAAAGUUAUCCGGGCUGACCCCCAAGGACGCAGACGGCACUGCUCAGAAACCUUCCUUGCUUCACCUUCACUCCCCACCUCUAACUCUACUUCCUCUUCUUCCACUGCCUCACUCUUUCCAGAACAUGCCCAAGCUGUGGCCCGCCGACUGGGCUUUGAAAGCAUGCUGUGGGGAAAUGGUGCUGUGACCGAUAACCCCACUCAGUUUGCGCUCCCCGGACAGCAGUCCCUUCCCACAAACACUCAGACUUCGUCCACAGAGCAAGGCCUUAACUACAUAGACUUGGACUUGGCCAACAAAGAGAGCCCCCAUUUGGGCCUGGAUGGACCCUCAGGUAGCCAGGCCCCCUCUCGCCUCUUCUCUGUACUAGGUGGAGGUUCUGGGGUCGGGGGAGUGAGCGCACCGGUCGUCGUCGGCAGCAGCAGCAGCAGCAACUCCAGUCUCAAUACUUACGCCAGCAUCGACUUCUACAAAUCAGAGGAGCUGCGGACGCAUCAGAAUGGAAGCAAGGAGGGAACAGAGUGCUGAUGUCAGUGCGUCGUCCUUGGGGAAACAAUCUGGUACCACUCAGAGAGCUUCAAAGCUCCGCCUGUUUCUUUUGUGACAGCCAGUCACAUCGAGAGAACAGCUGGAUCGGAUACGCCCCCGAAGCACUUUGACAGAUACUGAUGGCAAACUUUUCUCUUUUUUGUUUUGUUUUUUUCCUUCGCUUUCGUCUUGUUGGUUGCAGAAACCAAUGAGGAUGUGUGCCAAAUGACACUCUUGAAAAGCCAUUUGCUGCUCUCAUUCCUUGAGUGAAAGCCAAUCAGAGAAGGGUACAAAAAAAAUGGAGAUUCUGUGUUUUGUUUUUGUUUUUUCUGAGAGAAAAGGAGUAUAAUGGUGGCUGACUAUUUAGUGUAUGAAAAACAAAAAUAGAAUUAUAUAUCAGCUCAAAAAGUGCCUCACUUUCAGAUUGUAGCCAUUUUACAAAGAACUUCAACUUAGCCUCGACUAACUGAAGCUUUGGGUUUUUGGGUUUUUUUUUUUUUUUGUGCUUGAUUUGAUGUAGUUAAAAAAAAAAAAUGCAGCAUAAAGUGGGUAGCGCUGGUGUGAGCUUUUGCUGCAUUCAUGUCAUAUGGGAUGAAAUCAGAUAUUCCAGUGUUUACAACAGUUUGAUGAUUACAGAUUUGGUCAUGUGGAGUUUAAAAAUACUGUGCAUGAUCAAUGAUCAAUAAAACACUACAGGCAUGAAAUGUGGGUUUAUUCACCCCUGACAUGGGGCAUCCAUAGAGAUGGACACUAUCUGUUACUUUGAAAUAAGUAUUUUGAUUAUUUUAAUUGGUAUUUGACAGGAAUUCAAACAUUCAAAUCUAAUUUGUAACAAAACACUUUGGAGUGGAGUAAUUGUGUAUUUUGAAAAUACACAAACUAGAUCCAAAUCUUGCUCUAUGUAGCUAGUAUGAAAUGCUAGAGGGCUUUUAAUUUGAAAAAGGGCUUUUUAACGAUACGGGAAGUGGCGGCAUUUGAUCAUAAUACAACUUGGAUGUUGAUAAGAAUAAUAAUAAUACCAAGUCAGAGGCUGGAAAUCCCGAUAAAUCCGAUAUGACAUGAAUGCAGCAUUUUCGCUAACACUGAUAAUGAUAAUGGUGCUAGCAAUCAGCUGGCCUUCCUGUCUACUGUGAGAAAUAUUAGCGUAGCUGCUGUUAGCAUUCUGCUCAUUAUAACUUGUGCUGCUUUUAUUCCGUCUCUCGUCUUUUUUCUCCCACUCUUUUUCUUCCCUUUUGUUUUUAACAGAGCCAUACACCUAAAGUAUUAAACAACGCAGGCUUGAAACAAAAAAAAAAGCACUUGUAGCAGCGGGUAGGUAGCUAGCUCGUUAGCUAAAGCCAGCUAGGCCAGAUUAAGAUAUUAGCAUUGUGCCAGGACGUAAAUUGACCAUCCUGCUGACUACAGCUGAAGGCAAGACCCCUGAUAUAGAGCCAAGCAAUCCCAUUAGUGCUAUUAGCUUCAGACACUUAUGUCCCACUUAAUCCCCUUCGUCUCAGGAUGCUAAACGACAUACGGUACAUACGGUGGAGGAUAGAGACCCUAUCAAUAGCCAUGGUAAUGCUAGCUUUAUAGCGGUCAGCACACUGCUGUUAGCACCGGAGAGGGGGUCAGUUUUUAUUUCAGUGCUGUCAGUAUGAAAUAAGUUCUCAGUUAUUUUAUACGUUAAGGUACCAAACAUUUUAGAACGAUUUUACACUUUAAAAUAUUUUUAACUUGUUGAAUUAAAAGUGCUUUGAACCUAAAUCCUUCUUUAAGACUUUCUUUUUCUAUCUCCUUACCUUCCUCCUUUUGUUUUUCGCUUGGCUCUUACUUUAAUCUCCGCUAUGCAUCAGCACUUAAGUGCCUGUCUGUCCUUUUUAUCUGUCUGUCUCUCUGCCCCCGUCUUAGCAGCUAGCACUAAUAGGGCUGUCAUAGCAGAAUAUAUCAAGUCUAUUUUUGUGUCUAUUUUUGUCUCUUUUUGGCUGUACAGUUCUCAUAAAAUAACUUGUUUAUGUUUGUUUGGUGUGAUAAUGAUCUAUCAGAUGACUUGACUGACAGCCAUGGCCCUAAUCGGUGGAGUUUUGGACUGUUUCUCUUUGCCGGUAAUGGAGGACUUAAUCGUCGCAGGGCCGUCAGUGCCAAAACACCACAACAACCACACACACACAAAAAAAGACUAAGCUCCGACAGCACCUCAAGAAGCAACCUUCAGUUCUCUCUGGACGUAUUGCUUUUGUUUUGUUUUAAAAAUGUAACCUUUUGUGUUCCCCCGUUGUUUUCUUUUGCAGCGGGGGGAAGAACUGUGACAUAUCUUCGCCUCGCAGUCUGUUUUUGUGACUCUUGGAGAUAAAGGUCGUUGUGAAGACUUGCGUAUGCUUUAACCUUGAAUUUGCCUACGACUUUGACCAGAGGAUUAAAAAGAAAUGCAUGAGGAGAAAGAAAAAGGCCACCAAGGGGAAGAAAAAAAAACACACACACACACACACACAACAACAAAUACCUAAUGUCUAAACACAUGUGCAUCUAUGUAGCUCCAAAUUGUACUCAUGUGUUUGUCUGCCUGCAAUGGGAAGUUCAUGAACUUUCUCCUUUCUGGUCACAUGACUGUCGGGGGGGGGGCUCGAGCAUAACCAUGCAGCUUUAUUAUGAGCAGAUUGGGAUCUGUGGUUGGAAUUGCCUCUAAUAGCGGUUGUUAAUGCAGACGUGGAGAAAAAAACAACAACAAUUGGACUUCAAACCAGAUUCGGUGCACUAAUCCACGCUUUCAUGCAGACUCGCAGGCAAACACAUGAUGAUUAUUUGGAAUGUUUCUAAUGUCUUUUGGAGAUGUUCUCGUAUUGAAACUCAGCAGUUUUCAGCAACAAACAUAAACGCUUUGAAGAUACUUGUAGCUUAGAAAGAAAGAAAGAAAG
Molecule: messenger RNA, 7342 nt
Organism: Dicentrarchus labrax (European seabass)
Lineage: Eukaryota; Metazoa; Chordata; Actinopteri; Moronidae
Product: insulin receptor substrate 1-B
Exons: 4
Coding region: 609-4451 (1280 amino acids)
Biological process (GO): insulin receptor signaling pathway
Cellular component (GO): cytosol; plasma membrane
Molecular function (GO): insulin receptor binding; phosphatidylinositol 3-kinase binding
Source: RefSeq, a predicted model, not a curated record